AUGAGCACCCUUAAUGUUCUUCCCAUUGAUCCAACUCCUUGUCCCUAUUACAAAGGGCAACAUUUCGUCAUGAAAGCCGAUGUCGUCUACCAAGCAACCCUUCUCACCCUAGAUGAAGAAGAAAGAAUAGAAAGCUUGGUAAAUGCUUUCUACUUGGGUGCUUUGCUUCAAGAAGCACAGAAGUGGGAAAGUUGUGAAGGGCUCGGAAGAUGA
Molecule: messenger RNA, 213 nt
Organism: Dentiscutata erythropus
Lineage: Eukaryota; Fungi; Glomeromycota; Glomeromycetes; Diversisporales; Gigasporaceae
Source: the annotation of a GenBank genome assembly